Anguilla anguilla (European eel) is the source of this 1329-nucleotide messenger RNA. Its product is annotated as polyubiquitin-B-like. Gene Ontology annotation, cellular component: nucleus; cytoplasm. NCBI's taxonomy places the organism in Eukaryota, Metazoa, Chordata, Actinopteri, Anguilliformes, Anguillidae. The record is from RefSeq and is a predicted model, not a curated record. The coding region runs from base 161 to 625 and encodes 154 amino acids. Gene Ontology annotation, biological process: modification-dependent protein catabolic process; protein ubiquitination. The transcript has 2 exons. Gene Ontology annotation, molecular function: protein tag activity; ubiquitin protein ligase binding.
GUUCAAAACAAAGCACCAAACAGACAGCCACCAUAAGCAGACUCGUCACUCUCAUCUUGUUCAUCUCGGCUGAAUCCUCUUGAGCGACUCUCCGUUUGCACACAAAUCGAAAAGUUCGACGUCCUAGAAGGCAUUUAUUCAAAAGAUCAAAUCUCUCGUCAUGGAGCUAACGAUCAAACUCUUAAAUGGGAAUACUUUUUCCCUGUCCGUGGAUCCGCGCACCACAGUCGGACAGCUGAAGUCCAAGAUCCAACAGAACGCGGAGGUGCCCAGCGCGAGGCAGCGGCUAAGUACGCAGAACGGCCACAGGAUAGACCUGAAAGACCACGGGAAAACUCUGCAGGACUACGGUUUGCAUUCGGGAUGCAUAAUCGCCGUGCUGAUCGUACAGACCUUUCAAGUGUUUCUGAAAAACAUUACCGGCAAGACGCACACCUACGACAUUUUCCCGGGAGAGACCGUCGCUGAGUUCAAGCGCAAGGUCCAAAAUAAGGAGGAAGUCGUCGUCGAGCAACAGAGGUUGGUCUACGAAAGCAAGCCCCUGGAGGAUGGCCGUAAACUGGAGGACUACGGUAUAAAAGCGGGGAGCGUCAUCCACCUCCUGCUGCGUGGGAGAGGAGGCUGAAUCUGGUUCACUGCGCCAGUUUUUCCAUUAUUUUGAACUCUGCUUCUUUUAAUUUCUAAAAUUAUUUUUGUAAAAUGUUUUAAAACUUUGAAUUAAAAUUCUAUUUAUAAGGAUCUAUUAUUAUACUAAAGACAUAAUGGGACCCUGCUCAACUAACUUGCUUUUACUUUUCAACUGUCUUUAAUGAUAGCUGUGAAAUACUGAAAUAAAAUGUUAUAUGCAAUUCUCUGUAUGUCAUUAACUCUAUUGAGUAAUGUAAUGUUUCUAAUGUGAGGAUGAGUAUAAAAAGAUGUGCUUAGUGAAAUGUGUUUUCGUUUAGGCCAUGCUUGGUGUAAUUGGUGCAUUAUAUGGCACUGCUUCAGUAAAAAUGUCCAGCUGAAAUGACAGGACAAUUGUGCAGGUGGCAAUCUAGUAUAACCGGUAAGGAGCUGGUUUUGUAACAUAAAGGUCAUAGGUUCGAUUCCCAGCUCGGACACUGCCGUUGUAUUCUUGAGCAAGGUGCUUAACCUGCACUGCUUCAGUAUAUAUCCAGCGGUAUAAAUGGAUGCAAUGUAAAUCCUGUGUAAAAAAAAAGUUGUGUAAGUCACACUGGAUAAGAGUGUCUGCUAAAUGCUUGUAAUGGAAUGCAUAAAUUGCUCUGGGUAAGAGUCUGCCAAUGGCAGUAAUGUAAUGGUGCAAGAAUAAACAAACCAUGAUGAAGGCAA